Molecule: messenger RNA, 1500 nt
Organism: Fusarium falciforme
Lineage: Eukaryota; Fungi; Ascomycota; Sordariomycetes; Hypocreales; Nectriaceae
Exons: 4
Coding region: 1-1500 (499 amino acids)
Source: RefSeq, a predicted model, not a curated record
AUGAUUGUUUCGGCCCUGGCACUUCAGCUUCUGACGGCUUCCUCUGGUAGCGAUUCUGCAUCUUUGCAACCAUUCUUCCAGCAAGUGAUUCGAUUACUAGGGGAAUCCGGAAAAUUCAGUAUCGAUGUGGUGUGCAGUGCGGUCUUGAACGAAACGACCAAUCCAGCGGCCUUGGAUAGCAACUUUCAUGACCUGGCGUUGACUUUCCACGAGCACUUGAGAAAUCUGUACAUCCGGCAACUCAUAACAUCACGCAGCGUCGGCCAUCGUGGCCGUUAUCGAUGGUCGACUAUCUACAUCGAGGAAAUCAUGGUACUGUCUCAAAAAUUGACUUCUGAGAACGCAUCCCUGGCGGAGAUUCGAGCCAUGAUAGACCAAGCAAGGAACAAGACCAACGAAGCAGCAGUGGAGGCGCUCAAGCAACAAAUUCGCAAGAUGAAGGCAGCUGGAAAAGCGCAACUGGUCCGGGAUUUAUUCCGGGCCGGUAUUCGAGCCGAGAUCAUGAGCACACCGACAAUAUUCCAAGAUCAAAGCUACGCUGAGCUGGUCACUUAUGGAUUUGCCUUGACUGAACGAGACGGGGAGACUAUCAAGUACACACUCGCAGAGCCCAUAGCAGUGCACGCUAUUAUGGAGUAUCUCCGUACAGAAGGCGGAGAGGACUAUCAAAAUCUCAUGCGGCAGUGGCUAGUGGAUACGCAAGAUGACCAUGAAGUCCAGGCCAUGUUUGGAAAGGCUACUGAAUGGUUUGUGGCAAUGUCUCUCGACCACAUGUUUCGAUACCAAAAGGACCAUGUGUCUACUUUGCCUGACCUCUUGAAUGGAUCUGCCCGUCGUGAGGCAUUAUUGAAGAUCCUGGCUGGCACAAUUUGGGACUGGAUGAGGUUAUACCGGACAGAGGGUCACCACUCAAUCCCGACCUUCAUGUUCCCUGACAUCAUGGCUGGACCUGAUCUGGUGUUCAUCUUGGAGAACCGAUCAGCAAUAGGGAAAGAAGAGGAAGAGCCUCAUGGAAAGUUACGGCAGCCUUUUAGCCCAUCAGAAACGAUUGUGGUAGCGGCACAGGUCAAAACCGGUCGAAGUGCCAAGUUCGAGGCUGCCAUGGAAACACUUAUCGACUCAAACUGGCACAGCAGCAUCAGGGAAAGCGGCAGAGACGAGGAACUGACUCAUUGGACGGGCACUAAAUUUCUCCUGCUCUUGAUAUGCACCGGUAUUACAGUCACUCAGGAAAAGCUUGAUCAAUGGAUGAUGAAGAACUCGGGGCGGAUACAAAGGGGGCGCUUCUUCUGCGUUCUGGAUGAGGCAGUCACGAGUGAUGUAUGGGGCCAAGACUUUGUUGCCUUGGCGGACGCUAUCAAGACGAAAAAGGUUGAGAUGCGAGGUGGAGUGAUGGCGCAGAGGCAGGGCGGUAAUAGGGACAACAGGAACCACCGUGAUGGAAAUACGUCGGAGAGUCAACUACCGGACAGGUCGAAAAAGCGUCCUCGGAACACUUAA